AUGCCGGAUCACGAUGCGCCGCCUAUCGACUCUAUCGCACUGACCCCUGACACAUCAGCAACGGACAGCGUGCCUCACCUCGAAGCGCUGCCGCCGUCCUCCUCCGCGUCCGUAUCCGAACCGACGGACAAGGGUUUGCAGUCGUGUCUUGACUUGUUCUUCGAGCGUCACUUUGCUAGUGACUUCUGCUCGUUUGACUCCAGAUCAGACUUUGAGUCCAAAUGCAGACAAGAGGCCGUCUUGGCAGCAUGUGUCAUUGCGCUCUGCAGUCGAUACCUCUCCCUCGAGACUGCUCAGACUGAGUUUGGGCUUGCCUCACCGAACGAUGUGUUCCGUCUUUACAUGCGCAGAGCCCGGAAUCUCGUCAAGAUGGUAUCAGAUGAUCCGAGUGUUACUCACAUCCAGGCCAACCUUGUCCUGGCAUUGGCUGAGCUACUCUCCAGCUCUGGAUCGAGACACUGGCUCUUCACAGGCACGGCGAUCCGGAUGGCCGAGAUCAUGCGGCUGAACAAGGAGUUUCACCAGAAACACAGCUACAGGGAGCAGGAGAUUCGGCGCCGGACCUUCUGGGCCUGUCUCAUGUUUGAUCGGGUAUUGGCUUACUUCCUUGGCAAGCAUCGCACUGUCAAUGAGGAGAGUGUUUCCAUAUCUGUGCCGGGCACGGAUCUAUCGAUGCUCUAUCAAGAAGAGACGAGAGGCGUCACAUUGGCCAGCCUCGCCGCAUAUGCACGUCCUUCUGAUCUGGGUUUGGCUUCGUACUUUAUCAAAACAAUCAUUCUGUGGAGCGAUCUAGCAGACUUUGCUGCAUAUUCCCGGCGUCGUCUCGAAAAACACCCCCCAACCAGCCCAGAGAGCCUCUUCUUUGCUCGAUCUGAGGCUGCGCGGGAAUGGCGCGACUCUCUACCCGAAGGCCUCCGCUGGAGCAUUCGAAACUACGAUACUCAUUGCGCACUUGGCCAGAAGAAGCUGUUCCUUUCGAUGCAGUUCCUACUGCAUGGCGCUCUAUCCAUUGCCCACCAAUGCUAUCUGCCCCAUCCUACUCUGUACACUAAUCUGGUCGAUCUUGUUGACGCAGCUGGUUGGUCUUAUCUCUACAGGGAUGAGCCUCUGGUUUCGAACUGUGUAUCCAACGCCCUUACCAUCGGCGAGAUACUGGACUACUUGAUGGAUCCCGAGCAGGCAAACGACCUGCCGGCCCUGCAGACCAUAUGGGUCGCCGCUACUACCUUGACGGCCGCCAACGUGUAUCUCUGGAUGCAGUACGCUCACGACGAGACCUUCUCCACACCCGAGUAUCAGUUCAAGGCCAGCCGUUACUUUGAUCUCGUCCGCCAGCUUGUCUCGUCGUGGACAGGGGAGUGGAAAGUGGCCAAUCACUGGCUCCGUGCUCUUGAUGUCAUGCGCGACCUUUACAAAGCAGCAUAUCUCGGCGACGUCAACGAGAGAUUCUUCACAAAUCAUGGUAUUGAGCUGAAUCCAGAGGAACAGGACGAACUGCUCGACGACUUCCGCCCCCAGCCAGGGGAUGGCUACCCCACGCUGAUUGCACUCCCCAACUUGCAGGCAUCGGUCAAGUUCGCCACGUGCGAUACAUCAGCGCGAUCCAUUGAUAUCCCCUCCAUCUGGCUGCAGCUUUCCGGUGGCUGGCCGUUCGGAUUCGCGGGGCCGGAGUGUGCCGUGGAGCCUCCUGGUAAUAUCCAACUGACGAAUGACGAGCUUGAGAUCCCCCCCGCUUGA
Clonostachys rhizophaga is the source of this 1737-nucleotide messenger RNA. NCBI's taxonomy places the organism in Eukaryota, Fungi, Ascomycota, Sordariomycetes, Hypocreales, Bionectriaceae. The record is from the annotation of a GenBank genome assembly.